GUGCCACUCAUCAGCGUUCAUUGUUGGGUCUUUACACAUGGCAAUAAUCCUAUUUCUAGCCCAAGCUGGUAACGCAAUUCACACGUUCUGUUUUGCCGCAGAAAUCAGGGCUGUUUCACGGAUUGUCUCCCCCCCCCACACACACACACAUCAGUACAUGCGGUGCCAGAGAUAAACGCUUCACCCCCAACUCUGCCAGUGCUCCUGAAGCCAGUCUGUGCAGAGACAGACAUUAUCCAUGCGCGCGCCUCACCGACAGUAGAAGCGAGCCCAUCGUGAACGAGAAGUUCCAGUAUCAUCAUAAUCCAUUGUCUGCCCACUGCUAGAUGUAGGCCUCGCUAGGCCGUCGCAAUCCCUCGUGGUCCAGUGACGCCACAAUUCAUCGCGCUCGUGCAUUAAACUGAUCUGGCCACGAGUAGCGGUCAUCAUCAUCCUCUCUGCCACGUGCUCUCAUUCCCCUUAGCUGGCAUUCCACUGCAAAUCUUGUCAAUCGCCCAUCAUCACUUGUAGCGAUGUUUUCUUCUCAGCACGUUCACUUUUUGAUGAGUGGCAAAAUAUAUUUUAAAAACCUUAAAUACAUUUAAAGCGUACGUGAAACAGAGUGCAGGCGAAGCCUUCGUACCCCAACAAUGCGCUGUUCCGCGUGUGUGUUUAGCACUCUCCAAAGUAGUCAUGCGCAUAUUGAUCAAUGUAGAUAUAUGGUCAUUCAAAAGGGUAAUUUUCCCUCUGAAAUAAAAAAAAACAUGUGGUUUCGAAGAAAGCGAUAAGUUGUAACCCUGCUCUGUUUCUUCUAGAGGAGCGCGACCACAGCAGUCGUGUGCUCCCUUAAUCCAUGUCACAAUGUCCCAUUUCCCGGAGAGGUUGAUUUGAGGACGGCAGUGUAAUUACGAUGGGACGUGUGAUGGUCGCAUCAGAAUCGCUUUGAAACGAAACGCUGCAAAAUUACUUUUUGAGGCACCCAAACAAAAAUGAACGGAAAUUGCAAUGUGAUAAGCAAAUUCGGCAGGGGAAGAAUGCAUGGAGAACAUUUCACUGCUUUGCCGUGAAAGGUUGAAGUCAUUUUUACGUGCCAGUAUGUUCUUCAUUAUUUGCGUGGAUGUUUGAAAAUUUACAUUCUGUGAAUGCACGCGAUAUUAUCUAUUUGAGCAUUUUCAUCAAUUGCCACCAUCUCCCUGUGAAUUUCAAUACGCGCAUUUAUAUGACCACUGAUCGGCAUCGGCUCCUUCAACAACGUCUUCGUGCGAGUCGCAACAGUUGGUGGCAACAGUUGGUCGCUCAUUGAGAUUCACAACCCACCGUGACACUUUUCCAUCGCUUAAACACAGCCGUGCACCGUUGUUGUUAUUAUUAUUAUUGUUGUAUGAGCAUUCAUAAAAAAAAUAUUAUUAUUGUAUGAGCAUUCAUAAAAUAAUAAUGCACAGACCUUUGUCGAUCUACUAUUGGACGUGCUGAUACGACGUGGCCUCCCCAUGUCGUAUCUGUCAUGGGGGUUGUUUAACCAUACUUCACCACGUUCGUCAGUGUGGAUUGAUGAAGUGGGGGGAGGGGGGGGGGCUGCCCAGGGCCCAUUCAGAUAUAACUCGACACUGAUGCUCAGGAAUCGAGCGAGGUACCGAGUUCAUAGCUAACCACUGCGCCACUGAUGUGCAUGCCAAUCAGCCGGAUUAUAAUAUAUAAAAGAGCUAAUAACACGGAAGCUCUAAUGUGAUAGGCGUUUUUUUCAGUAAUAAAAACCGCUUUUAUAGCACAUUGCGUUAUACAUCAUUGUAAGCAUCGGUAAUUAUUCACUUAAAGCUUUCGCGACUGCAGGAAUUAAUAUUCUUUGGGUCUUUCGGUAAAGUCACGUAGAUAGGUAAUUUUUUUUGUUAUUUUAUUUGAACCUAUCUACGUGACUUUACCGAAAUCAUCGAUAAUCUCCAUCUUUUGUCAUCCGCCAAUGAUCUGCUCUUCAGUCGCGACUACAAACCAGUGAUGCACAAAUGUCAACGGGAAUCACUAGGCCGCUUCACAGUGAACACGAACCCUCUACAAUUCCUAUUCUGUAAGAGUAAAAUAUAUAGUUGUUAACGUUACGAACCAAUCACGUGUCGUUGAUAUAUGGAUAUAUUAAACUGUAGUGGCUCUUGCCACUGAAACGUGGAAUUACCACCACUCACUCAUGUCAGGGCCACAACAAUAAACGUGCCCGAUGAUGCUUGUAUGCUUGCAAGGACAACGACUUUUGGCACGAAGAUAGACGUGCAUUUACGUUGCAACCCUUUGUACAGGAAAGCCUCACCGAGUAUCAAGACAUUUUCAGGAGGGUCCUGCGUUGAUGGCCAUGUAUGGCCAUAUCCGUGCGUGACUUAUUGGACCUAUACAGGGGGAAAUAUUUAUGCAGGCCCAAGUUUCAUACAUUUUUAUUCGAUCUGAUAUAAUGGCAAAAAUGAAUGCGUUACAUUCAUUCGGUUGAAUAAUUACGACAUGAAGGCGAAGUUUAAGAUUACGACUAACAAUCAAUCGGUUACCAAGCUCUUUUUGUGUAUUUCGCACUCAAACAACGUAGCCGUCCUUCUCACACUCAGAGCGAAAAUAAAUAGCUACAUUUCCGUGGUGCUAUGAUUUAAACACGGGGAUUUGUGUAAUCCGGUCGCCAGUUCGAUCUUUUGGCGCUGCAGUUGAAAUGUUAUGCAUGUUUCUUACAUCGUUCGCCUCUGUCUACCCAGCCUGUAACCUUCCAAUGCUAGACAAUGCCUCCUCCUUCCUAACACAUUUGUCAAUAAUACUGCCUUAAAAAGAAAACUAUAUAUUCGGCGAUAUUUCUGCCAAUGGCCCUUCUUCAUAGCACAUUAUUGACGCACCAUUUGUGCGCAAUAUUGAGCAAAGGUUCAUAAUUACUCUUGGAGCGUGUGAUCCAUACGGGAAAAGUCAUCCUGUGAAAAAUUGAACGUUAUGUAAACGCAUGCCCCCAGUUACUGGCUCAUGAACACGGACAAAUUCGACCGCACAGUCGGUGCAACUGGAGGGCACACGACGCAUCAUUCAGCGUGUCAAUGAAGGUAUCAUCCAUCACUAAAGGUUAUUUAUAUAAUGAGACAGACGUUUGAACUGCGUGGUUGAAAUGCUUUUCUUUUUUAACCGCGUAAAGAUUGAGUGAUCUUUAAACAACACAUAAGAGGAGCAUUUGAACUAAUCACGCUACAAAUAUUGGCGAGCAUGUGGGACUCUCUCGGAUCUCGACGCGAUGUGGGUCGUCAAGUCACGGCAGACAAGUGGAGGUUUAGAGCGCUUUCCAGAAAACACAGAACGUUGGGCCAACGUUGGGCCAAACGUUCCAACUACAUGCAAAUGUUGGUACAACGUUGGUUACUGGCAUAAUACUCAUGGUACAUUUUUUUUUACUGUGUGUGUGCCUGUGCGUUGUUUGAAUGACAUAGGUCAAUUUGUUGUCCAAUUAUAAUUCUAUAUUAAUGGAUGAAACAUUUAUGGACACUCUGUACAAUACAAUACUUCUUGCACUUAGGGUAUUUAGCGUAUACAUGCAACUGCAUCUCAAGACACACUCAGCACGUAUCUGUGAGGCUCGUGCUAGGAUGUGGGUUUGAGCUGCUGCUGCUGCUAGAGUUGUUACAGCGAUGGAGAAACCUAUAGCACGAAGAUCCGACACGCCCUGCGACGUCAUUUUAUACGGGCGGUGUCCACACAAAGUUCAAGUUGAUUUUGUUUAACCAGAUAAGAGCUCGAGAGACCAGCAUCGUCUCAUUUUACAUGAGGUCUACCACUUCGAAACGGCCCGUUAACGAUAUGUAUCCAUCACUGCCAGCAUAUUCAUCGCACUAUGAGAGGGACACAACAGACAUUCUAAAUUGGCAACUCUCUAAGUUCGAAAAAAAUCUAACGCUCUAAUUAUAUAUUCGCGUUGUUGUGUGAUGAAGCUAAGGUGUGUGUGCGUUAAUGUGUGACCCUCCGAAGACUCGCGAAGGACGCUACUGGGCAGUUGGAGGCAGUCGCCUUUCAACCAAAACGGUGGUCAGAGGAGCGAUGCUCACAACAACGAGCGGAGCACCGGGCGGAUAAAAUAGAGCAAGUUGGCACUGUAGGGAGCACAGCUGGUGCAUCUGCAAGUCAUCUCAGUCAGUCAACCUAUGGCACCUGGGUCUGUCCCGUGACCUUCUGUCAGCGAGACUCCGACACUUCAAGUGGCCUCAAUGUGCACCUGGCCUGGCACCAGCAGCGUGGUGACGUCACCGCCACUUAGGGGUCGAAUGGAGUCUGUGGUGGGUUGUCCCUCUGAAGGAAUGUGAAAGUCAUCUUCGGCCAUCUGUAAGAAGAGAUUCCUCAACGCUGGGUAAUAGGGUCUCUAACGCAGCCAUCGUUGCCAUGGAUCGCUCCACGACACACCACCCAGGUGUUUUCAUUACAGCGCCAAUGAAGCCGGGAGGCCUGGGCAAGGGCGUAUCUCAUCUCCGACUGAGCCACCGCAUUUGCUGUGCCAUGAAGUGACUUUGUACGAACGCACGUGCGCUCCUUAUUUCAAUUUAAUAGCGAAACGAUGCUAAACGUCUCUGCGGUAUAUACGAUAUUUGCUCGUGGGAAUGUGCUCCGUGAAAUGCGAUCUUAUCAUCUUAGAGGAGGGAUAGCAACCCAAACUCGAUCUGUGUGCCAGAACCAUACAUCGUUUAGAAAAAAAAGGCUGCUCCAGCCUCACCCCUUGCGAAUGACCGCGUUAGAUUUUUUUCGCGUUUACAAACCUUCACCCUGAGAUUGAUGAUUUAUGAGGCGCUCAAGUUCCAAUGUGAUAUUUGUGUUGAAACCCUUAACCACAAAAGUGUCUUGGGAUUCUUAGAUGUGUAUAUCCUCUAAUUCACCACACCGGUCAGUGCGGGUUGGUGACGGAGCCGUGGGUAUUUUGCCGAACCAGAUAGCACUAGUCAAGGGUAUUAUUGGCCGUGCCUGGAAAUCGAAAUCUGCUCACCGAGUUCAAAGUGCAGUAACUACUCAUCCACCGCUACACCCAAACCAUUAUUUAUAUUGCGAGUUUAAUCGCAUUAUUGUCUCCGUUUAAAUACAAACGCAAAGUGCGUAUACAUUGCGCAACCCAGAUGUUGGGUAAACACGGAAGGCCCGCACCGUGGUGGAUGUAUGUUAAAACUUCUUUCGUACCGUACGUAGCCAGCCGUGCUAAUCGGAGGUGUGGGGGAAGGACAGCAAACUAAACACAAACAUUAGUUAUAAAGAAAUUAGUUUUCAAUCUAGAUUUAAAAGGACAUAUCUCCAGCAGCUUCCUAAUAUCGGAAGGCAGAGCGUUCCAGACGGCCGCGGAAGUGGUUCACCGUGAUACACCCAGCCCUGCAGAAACGACGGCAGUGAUGAAGCGUCGCUGGCAAUGGACCCUGGUGCAAAUAAUGGAAUAGAGCCUCAUGUCCAAUCCCCACCCCACCACCACAUCUUUGUAGCCAGGCGCCUGCUGUGUCGCUCUGGUGCUGUUGCAUCGCAUGCACUCUCGAUAGCUUCGCCACCACUCCGACGGCCGGGACGCCUCGCAUCAAUCGACCACGCAGCUCAGCGUGCGCGUCUGAGUACGGAGCGUGAAACCGCGUCAAUGGGGCCGCCAGAGACAGGGCGUGCAGGCCACUUAAUCCCCAGAACGAGUUGCUCCAUACCCCAAAUCAAUAUCCCGGACCCAGCGCUUGAGUUGCGCGGCGCGGUCGCAGCUGCGCUCAGGAAUGCAGCCCGCCCUGUCGGCUUGCGCUGUGUCAUCUUCUUCUUCUCCUCCUCCACCUCGGAGCUGAGCACGGCCCCGUGUUCAUCUUGAUCCCACCCACCUACCCACAUCUCUUGCACCCCCCCCCACCUCCCACCCAGCUCUCAAUUGCUCUUUUUGUCCGCUCCGGUCACUGCUCCCACCGCUGCCCGCCCUCGGGAGCAACUUCGCUCCUCGCUCGCUGAGAGCUCCUCGCUCGCUGAGAGCUCCUCGCUCGCUGAGAACUCCUCGCUCGCUGAGAGCUCCUCGCUCUCCCCCGCGCUCUUCCUUGCGACGAUGGGACACGGCGCGCUCCGCUGCAGGGCUCAGGUCGCGGUGGUGGCCGCGCUGACGCUGAUGUGGCUGGCGCCGCUAAUUAAAGCCCUCUGCUAUCCACCGUGCUACAAUGGAGGUACCUGCUUGAACAGUAACCGGUGUGCUUGUUCCAAGGGAUACGUGGGUGCGCGAUGCACCAUCGCGCUGUGCCGAGAUGGCUGCGUCAACGGCGGGCGCUGCGCGGCUCCUGGCGUGUGCACCUGCAGGGACGGCUACUCGGGGCUUCGCUGCCACAAGCCCAAGUGCGACGUCCCGUGUAGUCACGGCGCUGUGUGUGUCGCACCCGACACGUGCGAGUGCAAGCACGGAUCUCACGGGAGGUACUGCGAGAAAUUUAAAUGCAGAUCCAAGUGCCUUAACGGUGGUGCAUGCGUGGGUCCAAAUCGCUGCAAGUGUCCACCGAAUUAUGGCGGUGCUCUAUGCCACAAAGCACUCUGUCCGAGUCCCUGCAAGAAUGGGGGCAGGUGCUCUGAUGGGAGGUGCAUUUGCCCUGCUGGGUUUCAGGGUCAAACCUGUGAGAAGAGGCAGUGUGUGAUGAGCACUAUAUCGCAGUCGUUCCGUCGCGGAUACAGUCAGCUGAGCAAGCACCGCGUGGCUGUCAGCUGUGGUCCCUGGAGACCCCGCCACGCCUGCUACCAGCUCAAGAAAUCCUAUAAGAUGAUCUACAGAACCUUCUACCGCACGGUUUACGUGUGUGGGAAGGACCAUUUCUCAGCGGACACAAACAUCUGAUGCCCUCCCGCUCAAUUGCUUCAACACAAUGCCUGAACAGCUACCGCUGUAGCCUUUAAUAGCCUACAAUAAUGCAUGCUUUUUUGUAUCAUUGUAUUUAGCAAAUGCCUUAACAUUUUCAAAAGUGCAGUAUCAUACAGUUUUUUUACCGUUUUUUUAUCAUUACGGUGCAUUUUCAAACAUUUCAAAUGUGCAUGCAUUUGAAUCACAAGUGCAAAAAGCAUAUCUCAAAAUAUUCCGUGUAAUUACGGUUAGUGAUUCACACACGGUAGCAAAUGUGUGUACUGGUGCUAUAUCUACGGUUGUGAAAUUUCAAAUAGUGUUACUCAAACGUGUAAAUAAUGACGAUACCAAAUGAUAAUUGGAACAAUUAUUUACACAACGAAGGGUGUUGGAUGUGAUCGUCUGUGCACUGUGUUAUACGAAAUAUAUCAAAAUAACCUAUAUUAGUGUUGCUUUUAAAAGGGAGUGUACGUUACAGGUUAUGUAGCUUUACUGUACAAUGUCACCUCUGUUUUCUUGUUUAGACACACAAAAUAACCAUUGUUAUCGUGACAAUGUCAUAGCAUGAUGGCUUGUAAUCGCCGAUGGCUUUUAAAUUGCUCAUGUUUUAUAGUAGACAUUCGGUUUGCAUUUCAUAUAGAUAACUGACAUGAUAUUCUACGAUUAUUUGUACUUAUUGUAGUAACAUGUUUUUUACAUGUUUUUUUUACAUGUUAUUCCCCAAAGCAAGUGUGACUACUGACAUUACACCGUGGCAUAUUCCCGAUUGUAUGACAUGGUUUCUUCAUUAACUACAUUUUAUUAAACUGCUACACUGCACCGAUUAAUAUUGAGGUUAAUCUACAACCACUUAAUAUGAAUACAUCGAUCAUAAAGAUUAUAAAUGAUCUGUUUGGUUUGUACUGAAUUAUCUUAAUAUGACCGCUUGAUCAGCGUUUCUUUUAUUAGUUUACACCCUCCAGUGGAAAGCGCGUGAUAAAAAAAGUAAUCUUCUGUUACACUCGAAAGAAACAUUUUUGUAUUUUUGUCACCAAUUUUAAUACGGCAGCCACGUGCACAGAAGACAGCGCAGCCAAGGGAUCAUUGAGUCUGUGUGAAGCUGUGAGGUGUCACCCCCUCGUAUGCGUGGUUGGUUUUCUCCCACAUGCCAAACACGGGUGAGUGGCAUUGGCCAAACAUCCCGAUGCCUGCGUCUCCUGACAAAGAGUCCUGGAACCCUGAGGCUUUCCUGGAUAAAGGGCAAUAUUGUUACGUAUACAAUACUACAAUUAUAGACGAUUCAUGAUUUCAAAAACCCAUUGUUGAGUGUAAAGAAAUGCGUUUAAUCUGCCAAAGCAUAAAAAAGCCAAUCGGGAUCAACACAACUGAUUAAAAGGUUUAAAGCUUUCGUGACUGCAGGGAUUCAUAUUCUUGGUUCUUU
This is a messenger RNA of Petromyzon marinus (sea lamprey), 8213 nucleotides long. RefSeq lists its product as uncharacterized. Gene Ontology annotation, biological process: anatomical structure development. NCBI's taxonomy places the organism in Eukaryota, Metazoa, Chordata, Hyperoartia, Petromyzontiformes, Petromyzontidae. Gene Ontology annotation, molecular function: signaling receptor binding. The record is from RefSeq and is a predicted model, not a curated record. Gene Ontology annotation, cellular component: extracellular region; cell surface.